AUGUAUAAGGAAAUUACUUUCUAAAGAAUAUCUACUUCUUAAAUGUAAACAGAUGAAUUAAAAAAAAAGUAUAUUCUCUAAAAGAUUUUAGGCUAUGGUCAAUAUGGGUAUAUUUUAUUAUUAUUCUUAGAACUGUAUAUAAAGGUGUAAAUUAGCGCACCUAAGAAACAGUUGCUAUUAAAGAAUUACGCCAUAGCAAUGCUGAUUAAGGGGUUUGAUAUAUUAUUUUAUACAAGAUUAAUGUAUAAGCCUUAAGAGAAAUUGAAAUACUUAAAUCCAUCAGAUGUCAACAAAUUGUCUCUUUUAAAGAUUUAGCAUGGGGAUAAAAUAGAACUUACAUAAUUAUGGAAUAUAUGGAAGAAGAUUUAUUAACAGCUUUAAGAAGAGAUACUUUCUCAGAACAAUAAUCCAAAAUCAUCAUGUUUUAAGUUCUUUAAGGCUUGGCUUACCUACACAAUUAAGGAAUUAUCCAUAGAGAUAUAAAACGUAUAUAUAUACAUUACUAAUUUUAGCUAACAAUAUUUUAUACAGAAACUUGGAAAUUAAAAUAUGUGAUUUGGGAAUGGCUCAAAAUUUAAAUAAACAAAAGCCACAAACAACCCGAAUUCAAAAUCAUUCAUACAGGGCUCCAGAAGUGUUCCUUGGUUUAUUAAAUGACUAAUAUUAGGUUAAAAAUAUUGCUCUAAGGUUGAUGUUUGGUCUGCAGGAGUGCUAUUUAUUUAAUUGCUCUUUAAAAACAAUCCAUUUUAAGGAUAAUCUGAACUCGCAAGUUUUAAAUAAAUUCUAAAAUAUUGUGGAACUCCAAACGAAGGUAUAUUUCUAAAUGAUAACAUAGAAAAUUGGAUAGGUGUGACUUCCUUCAAAAAUUACUCUACUCUCAUAAAUGGAGAUCCACAACCAAGAAUACUUUAAAAUUUACUUGAAAAAAAAAUGUCUCCAUUAUUAAUAAAUCUAAUUGAUUAAAUGCUUACUCUUGAUCCUUCCAAAAGAAUAACUGCUUCAGAGGCUCUUUAACAUCCUUAUUUUUGUGGAAUGAAUAUUUAAAGGUAUUAUAUGUUAAUUUAUCCCUAUUACACAGAUGCCUUAAUAAAAUUUAGGCAAGCAGAAAAAAGGACAAAAAUGAAUCAUAAACUUAAACAGAUGUCUAUAAUUACCCUAAUGGAAACAAAAUAAUUGUAGUUUCGUAAAUCUUACAAAAAAGCAAAAAUUGCUUUUGA
Messenger RNA from Paramecium primaurelia, 1217 nucleotides. Lineage: Eukaryota; Ciliophora; Oligohymenophorea; Peniculida; Parameciidae. The record is from the annotation of a GenBank genome assembly.